AUGAAGGCACGUAAACCUAACACGGACCAAAGCGCAGAGUUCACGGCUUUUGCGAAUGGUGAGGAGUGUACGGAGUUCGUCCUCUCCGCCGAACGAGACAGGCUCAACAUGAACAUCGUGGAAUGCUUCAUCGCGGUGAAGCCGGGUGACAGGAUCACGAUCAAAGGCAAGUUCUCGGGCUCUGCGGUUCACGGCCGUUUUGAUCUGGCGGUGGACGGCGCUUUCGUUGAGGCCAGUGUCAUGGAGGCCAAGCGCGAUGUCAUCAGUCAGGAGUACGAGCUCAAAUUCGUCAAAGAGCGCAAGGUCGCUUUCAACAAGGUUAUCAAUCUGCCGAUCCCACCAGGCUGGAGGAGCAGAGAGUUCCCCAAAGAGCUCUACGACGGACAUCUGCAUACAAAGCAACUCGACUCCGAGGACGUCGAGAAACUAGGCAAUCACGAAACUGCUAUUCGAGGAGGCAAGAAGCCUGGACUGGGAAGUAUCGUGGUCGUGGUGAACAUCAAUCAGUCCCAUACAGAAAUCUACGACCACGAAUCAUACUUCGACAUGACUGUUGGAAGUUGGAGGAAUCGCGACAGUAAGCUUGUGCGCAAGAGUGGCAUACAGCCGGACCUCGAGAUGGAGUUUAGGCAAUUGGACGAGAACACGAUUAGUGCAAAACGCAGCAAGAAGCACCGUGACCAUUUCGACCAGGCGAAGCCGGGAAAUGUGGCGUGGGCGAAGUACGUAUUCUAUUAUCGCCUACGUGAGCACAUCGAAGCUGCUGGAUGUUCGGAACGACCUGAUAUGGUCCAGGAUCUGGAGGACGCGGAGCCCAACACUUUCGUCGCUGCUGCUGAGACCACUGCGGGUGGACGCCUGAAAGACCCGAAAGCUGGAGACGGUGAUUCAGAGGGCAGUGCUACUAAUGGCUUUUCGAACGCCUCCGAAUCGUCUCCAAGCCCAUCGAGUGCGACCAAGGCGAAGAAGCGUCUUGGCGGUUCACUGCACGAAUACCUGAAAAGCGAGACUGACAAUUCGUCAUCGGAACUGGCACGUGAACGUGUGAGCACUGACAAUAUGAAUUCCAACGGCGGUCUACGUUUUACAGCGCCACCAACCAUGCAUUCGAGCCCACUUUCGAAGAUGAAGCAUCUAGGUGGUACGCUUGACCUGCCAAAAGACUACAUUCCGAGUUCGUGGGGGUUUCCACGCGACAGGACGCCAUCUGUUAGCGUGGGGACAGCUGCGCCUAUGGACUUGGAGCCAGAGCCAGAGCCAGAGCCAGAGCCGAAGACGGAGAACGAGGUUCUAAGGUUCGAGUCCGAUGGUAACUGGAAGUUCACGGCAGAGGAGGAGAGGAGUCCGCCGAGAUUCGAAGCCGACGACGACUACAAGCCGACAGCUGAUAGCCGCGUUCCCAAGGUUGAAGCUAAAGGCGACAACACGACCGCUUUCACCCCUCAGAUAUCCGCUUCAGCACUCCCAAUGUCGCCUAUCUCACCCUCGUCGUCCCGCAAGCGCGAUGCCAGUCUCUCUGGAGUCGAAACGCCAUCCAAGCGCUCGAAGUCUUCGAUCAAGCGCGAGAUGGAUUUGAGAAAGGCGGAAGCGGCGAGAAAACUUGAAGAGAGCAAGAAGAAGAUUGUGGAGGAACAAGCAGCACGUCAGAGAGCCAAGGCUGAGCGUGAAGAGCGGAAGAGAGCUAAGCUAGAGCAGAUGGAGAAGGACAUUCUUGAAGUGGAGGCUAUGGAAGAGGCAGCUUUGCAGGCAGAGCAGGAGCUGCUCGAGCUACAGCGCGCUCGUGAGGCUGAAGAGGCUGUAGACAGCGACGAGGACGAGGAGAGCGAGGUGGAAUAG
Molecule: messenger RNA, 1836 nt
Organism: Lecanosticta acicola
Lineage: Eukaryota; Fungi; Ascomycota; Dothideomycetes; Mycosphaerellales; Mycosphaerellaceae
Source: the annotation of a GenBank genome assembly